AGAGUAUUUUCUUUCCCUGCGUUUAGGGUUUUUCGAAAGCUAAGUUUAAAUCCCUAAAAACCCCCCAAAAUCCCUCUUGGCCUCUGUAAUCUGGGCUCGUCAAUCUCGUCUCUCCACUAGGUUAGGGUUUUCUGCAUCUCCAAGUGCUCCCCCGAUCCCAAUGGAGAACGAUUCCGAGCAACAAAUGGGUCGUUCACUGGUAAAGCAGCUAGCGUGCUGCAACAAAACCACCCGCGACAGGGCUCUCCGCGUUCUCCUCAAAACAUGGCUCCCUUCCCUCUCCGACCACCUCUCCGACGACGACGCCAAGAAGCUUUGGAAGGGUCUCUUCUACUGCUUCUGGCACUCCGACAAGCCCCUCCCUCAGGCCGAACUCGCCAACCGCCUCUCCUCUCUCCUCCUCUCUCUCUCCUCCAUCCCCUUCUCUCUCCAGUACCUUUCCACCUUCUUCCUCACCAUGCGCCGCGAGUGGCCUUCCAUUGACGCCCUCCGCCUCGACAAGUUCUACCUUCUCAUCCGCAGGUUUAUUUCUACUCUCUUCUCUCUCUUGAAAAAGAAUUCCUGGGAUUUGGAACUUGUUCGCCGGUACAUCGACGUUUUGGACAAGGGCACUUUCUCCGCCGAGGAUAAGUUUCAGGGUAGUAAUGGCGUUAAUUACCAUUUUGCCACUGUUUUUCUGGAGGAGCUUAGGCCGUUUCUGCCUGUUAGAGUUGAGGUUCUCGAUAUUCUGUUUGCACCGUUUUAUUCUGUUAUGGGGAGGGUGCCUGAUAGGGUUUUGUUAGGGAAGAUUAAGUCUGGCUUGUUUGAUGUGUUGCUGAAGAAUGGGAGGAGAUUGUUGGAGGCAAGGAAGGCUGGCGAGGAGGUUGCUUCGGGGGACGAUGUUGCGGUUCUUGGGACUGUGGGUUUGGUUAUGGGGUUUUCUGGUAAGCUUUAUGGUAUUGGUUCAGAUCCUGGGUGUUGUCAAGGGAAUAGGAAGGUAUUGUUUGGGCUUCAUGAACAGUUUUUGAAGCUUGAGAAGGAUGCUGCCGCAUCUGGAUUUGAGUUCUCAAUUCCGGAUUCUGUUGAUCAGGAUGAUGAUGAGGAAGUCUCAAUUUUGGUUCCCGUUUGUAAUGGCAUGGAGGUGGAUGCUCAGGAGGCCAAGGUGGAGGGCGAGGACCUUGCUAAUGGUAAGGUGUUGAAGAAGUGUAAGAAGGAUAAUAAGGUUGGUGGUGUUAAGAAAGCAAAGAAGAAGAAGAAGGGUGGCAAAGCCGAGGAUGACAGUGAAAAUGUAGCUGAUGAGAAUGGUGGGGAUUUGAAUGGCAAACAGGUUGAUGAUGAGGGCACUCUACUGUUGAAUGAGGCUGUGAUGUCAAACCUCCAGAAGCAGUUUGAGAAGGUUGCUGCUGAAGAAGGUUUAGAUGAUGAUGGAGUUGCAAGUGCCUGUGAUAGUCCUCAUUCUACAUCUGCUGGAGCUAUGUCUAAGAAGAGGAAGAGAACAAAAAAUUUGAAAGGAAAGAAGUCCCAGGAUUCUGAAAUUGAUGGUGGAGAUGCUGAUGAUGACGCUGCUGUGGCAAUGAAUGGGGAGAAGAGCGCCAAGAAGGUAAGAUUUUCCAUGAAAAGUAACUUGGUGUGGAAGCCACACACUCCUUUACCUCCUCAGAGCUUGAGGUUGCCUCCUUCUGCUGCUCCCAGAGGAAGUGCACUCAAAAAGGGUGUGCCCCCAGGUCCUAUCAGGGAGAUGCUUUCUCCUACCAAGAAGCCAAAAGCGAAGAAGGCGAGGAGGGUCAUUAAGGGUGUUGUCGGAUCUGUCAAAAGACUGAAGAAAUUAAGAACUCGUUCUGCAUGAUUUGCUUUGGAGGUCGAAAGGGUCUGCGGAAAAGGUGAGUGCUGAUUCCUCGGUCGUAAUGAAAUCAACCGGUUUACCUAUGGCAUGGUGUGUUAAGGUAAAGCGCAUUUGGAUUUGCAGUGCUCUGGUUCUUCCACUGGGUGAAAUUAUAAGAUAAUCAGUGAUAACUUUCUUAUGUUGAGGCAGUUGAUUUUAUAGGUGUUUUGAGUUUCUGUCUCUGUAAAUAAAAGUAGCCCUCUCUUGUCGAAACAUAAACAUAAAAAUUCAAUUUUGGUGCUAUAGAUAUUGUAGGAAGAGCUUACAAUUAUCAUUUUCUUCUUUUA
Molecule: messenger RNA, 2148 nt
Organism: Arachis duranensis
Lineage: Eukaryota; Viridiplantae; Streptophyta; Magnoliopsida; Fabales; Fabaceae
Exons: 2
Coding region: 161-1825 (554 amino acids)
Biological process (GO): rRNA processing
Cellular component (GO): preribosome, large subunit precursor; nucleus; preribosome, small subunit precursor
Source: RefSeq, a predicted model, not a curated record